UCAUUAUUCAUUCUUCGCACGUCUUCGUGUACAAUGCGGGUCUCAUUCGAUCAGAUCGGUUCAUUCUAUGCUAGUAUCAAAGUGCAUACUUGCUAUAGCUACUGAGAUCAUCCCCCGUCCAACAUCCACUCCCAUCAUCUGCCAUCAAAAACAAUCUGGCCAUUCCGAUUAAAAGGAGAGCUCUCAAUACUUGCGGCGCUAAUUACAACAAGGUCAUAUCUCAUCAAAUCGUGGCUAUCAUGGCCUUUCCUGCGUCAACUACUCCUUCAGCAGCCGCCCAUAAGCCGAGUAGUAGUGACAACCUGGCACGUGGCUCUUCCGUCCUGUCUUCUCGUCAAAGACAUGACAUCCUUUUUUAGCUACAUUGGGGGGAGUGUACACUGCAAAGUUGCAGGUUAGUUUCUGUGACAAGUGUCGUGGAUUCAGGGAAUUGCCUACAGUGGAGGGAUACAGCAAAGUCGCUGCCCCUGUUGGAUACACGAUGCAGACCUAGUUCGUCUGCCAUAUAUGCGACGGAGUUUUCCUUAUAUGUUCUUUCCCCAAUGAUAUCCAUUGGUUUAGCUUGUUCAUCCUCGUUCGGAAAUGCGUAUCGAGUCUCGGUGAGGUUGCCCUUCAGAAUCUUCAUCAAGCAGUGGGCGUUGCCGUGGUCGUGGAUAGGGGACCCCUUUCCAGGAGACCAUACGAGAACAAGCUAUCAAGGAGUCAGUCACGGUUCGGAAGGGUCAAAGUCGACUCUAGCAAGCUUACCAAAUUACUCUUGCCGUUACCUUCGUCAACGAGAUUACGGGUAUAUCCCCUACUGCGAUCACCGAAGGCAUAAGGCUUCCACAUGUUGUCAGAUCCGUCAUAUCCUUCCAUCAGUUGUUGAAGGAAGUCAACGUCAACAUCAUCAGAAGUCAAUCCCGAUGAUGGACCAAGGGCAUCCUUGAGUCGCAUCACGAGUUCGUCGAAACGAUUUUGCUGGCAGGGACCCACGUUGGGGAUUGUGCUGUGGCUGACGCCAAGUGCAGAGGGUUUGGUGAAGAUACCGAUGGCCAUGUUUGCUAUGCUGUUGAUGGUGCUUGGUUGUUUACGAUGAUAUUGAUGUUCUACCUCUUGAAUAUAUGGUAUCUGAGAAGAGGACAACAAAGACUCUGGGAUAAGGGGCGGGGUCAACACUACAUGGCCAUCCCCUUCCUUAUUCUUAUCGGUCAGAUCCGAUACUGACAAGCCGGCAGAUAGUGUCACCGACAUCUUGCUGUGGGUCGUAGAUUGCAACCGACAUCAUAUCUCGGGGCGGCACAGACAGGUUCAGUCGGCGAACGACACAGCAGCGCUGGUCCUGUGAACCGAUUUGAAGGUUCUGGUUGGAUGCGGCAACGCUAACGAACCCCCAGGAGUCCAACAAUGUACUGAGGUACCUUGCGGUAUACGGGUUGACGGGCUAGAUACCGCUUUGUCUGUAUAACACAGAGGUCACUUGUUACGAGUCUGAAGAUGCGAUGGGAGAAAUCACAAUUACGUGAGAGCGAAUGGUUUAUGGGGACUUCUCGACAAGCCAGUUUAUGUGUAAACUAAUACUUACUUUUUUUCUCGGGGACUCAAAUUCGCAUUAUUGCGACACCCGCUAUCGCCGACUUGAGCCACAUGUGGACCCAUUUAACGUUAGUAACUUGGCAGCUUGGAGUUCUUUUGGGCGGGAUUAGCGGUUCUCGGUGACUAUGAACAAAUCCAUCAUCGCCACGGCUGUGACGGCUUCGUCAAGGUAGAAAAAGCAAGAAAAACGAUGUUCCUUCUCAGCUUAUUCCCAUAUUAAAACUUAUUUCCUUUCGAUAAAAACAAUUUACAUCCUAUUGGGUUCUCAGAUUUGUGCCAUAUUAGCGGCUCUAGCGAUUUACCGUCCACUCUGAUUGGCUUGUGAGCCGGAAACUUUAGCUUUGCAUCGUCACACCCAGCGACCAGCAGCUCACGUAACAUCAGACACCCUUGAAUCCUCAAGAGCCGGCAAUAUGUCUGACUGUACCACUUCAACUCCGAACGGCGCGGUAUGUAGCGGCUCUACUCCUAAGCCUUGCGAAUCGACUCUGCCAUGCAAGGAGAAUACUGGCUGGAGGAGACUUGUACGCAAUUUCACACCAUCAUGGUUCGCCGUUUGUAUGGGUACUGGUAUCGUUGCCAUAUUGCUUCAUAACUUUCCUUACCAAGCAAUAUGGCUUCAGUAUAUCUCUUACAUGUUCUUCGCGCUUAACGUUGUUCUGUUUAUUGUCUUCCUUGGUAUAAGCCUUGCACGCUAUGUGUUGUACCCAGAGAUCUGGUCGGCGAUGCUUGCCCAUGCUGGCCAGAGUCUGUUCCUAGGAUGCAUGCCCAUGGCCUUUGCAACUAUCAUCAACAUGAUGGUGUUCUGCUUACAGCCAUGGGGAGAAUGGGUAAUAUAUCUAGCGUGGGCAUUCUGGUGGGUUGAUGUUUGGCUCUCCAUUGCCACUUGCAUCACGAUGCCCUUUAUCGUCAUGCACCGCCAUCGCCCUGGCCUCGAAAACAUAACAGCUGCACUCUUGUUACCCAUCGUUCCAGCAGUGGUUGCGGCUGCCACGGGAGGAAUCGUCGCAGAGGCUCUUCCCAAUCACCACCAUGCGCUAACAACUCUGGUGGCCUCAUAUGUUCUCUGGGGUAUCGGCGAGUUGUUCUCGGCCUGUGUCUUAGCGUUAUACUUCCAUCGGCUGACCAUUCACUCGCUUCCUCCGAAAGAGGUGAUAACGUCGUCUUUUCUCCCAAUAGGACCGCUUGGCCAGGGAGCUUUCGGCAUUCAGCAGCUUGGCAAAGUUGCUAUGCAGGUGCUUCCCAAGACCAAUGCUUUCGGUGAUGUUGCAGUUCGAGCUGGUGAGGUACUCUAUGUCCUUGGGGUAUUCCUCGCCCUCAUCAUGUACGGUUUCGCUCUGGUAUGGCUGGCUUUCGCCCUCAUCAGCAUUGCUACAAAACCCCCGUCGUUCAGUAUUGGUUUCUGGGGGUUUACUUUCCCACUCGGUGUGUUAGCAACCUGCUCGAACUUACUGGCAGAAAACCUUGAUAGCGAAUACUUCAGAGUUUCCACGGCGAUGAUAGCCCUCUCUGUGAUAUUGCUGUGGAUUGUGGUUGCGACUCGAACCGCCAAGCUUGCUAUCACAGGUGAAAUGUUUCACGCACCUUGCUUAAAGGAUCUUCGUGACAAGUCUCAAGCUGCAGGCUCAGACAGAAGAGUCUAGGUGACCUUCGUCUUUCUUGCAUCUAACAGCUUGACUAUGUACAAUAAAUUGAUAGACAACGGGGUCUUUCAUGAUACACACCAAAAUAAUGUUCAAUCCUCAAGGGGAAUGAACUCACGACUUAAUUGUCCAGAAUUCUGACAUCAAUUAUAUAUAGAACAAAAUAGUUAUAUUAUUCCUUUUAUCUUCUUUUGACA
This is a messenger RNA of Fusarium verticillioides 7600, 3415 nucleotides long. RefSeq lists its product as hypothetical. The transcript is spliced from 4 exons. Gene Ontology annotation, cellular component: plasma membrane. Gene Ontology annotation, biological process: transmembrane transport; sulfite transmembrane transport. Bases 1989 to 3218 code for a protein of 409 amino acids. Lineage: Eukaryota; Fungi; Ascomycota; Sordariomycetes; Hypocreales; Nectriaceae. Gene Ontology annotation, molecular function: sulfite transmembrane transporter activity. The record is from RefSeq and is a predicted model, not a curated record.